Messenger RNA from Spea bombifrons (plains spadefoot toad), 1524 nucleotides. It is a transcript of the gene VTN, whose product is annotated as vitronectin. The record is from RefSeq and is a predicted model, not a curated record. Lineage: Eukaryota; Metazoa; Chordata; Amphibia; Anura; Pelobatidae. Gene Ontology annotation, molecular function: scavenger receptor activity; extracellular matrix binding; polysaccharide binding. The coding region runs from base 73 to 1404 and encodes 443 amino acids. Gene Ontology annotation, biological process: immune response; cell adhesion mediated by integrin; cell-matrix adhesion. The transcript has 8 exons.
AGAAGAUGAUAAACUAUCUGGUCAGAGAGCAGUGGGCUCCAGAGUAGGUCAGGACAUGUGAGGAGGACAGACAUGGCAUCCCUGAAGCUGCUUCUGCUCCUUCUGCUGGGGGCUGUCUGUGUGGUCCAAGCCGCUGAAGAGUCAUGUGAAGGGUUUUGUUUUGAUGGCUUUAUCGCAAGCAGGAAGUGCCAGUGUGACAUCCUCUGCACAUAUUACGGGAGCUGCUGCAGUGACUAUGAGGAGGUCUGCAAACCAAAACAGACACGAGGAGAUGUGUUUGCAGUUCCAGAAGAUGGGGACUAUGGUGAAGCAAUCGAAAUAUUGAGUGGAACAGAGACUGUAAACUCAACAUUAUUUGAAGAUACAACAAUCCUUAGUGAAGACACAACGGUUACAUACAGUACACUACCAACAACAACUGUGGCGGAAACAACAGUAAAUGUUACUGACCAAACCCAUCAGACACCAGAUUCGCUGUGUAGUGGGGAGUCUUUUGAUGCUUUCACCAAUUUAAAGAAUGGAUCCAUCUAUGCCUUUCGAGGCAAAUACUUUUAUGAGCUUGAUGAUAAGAAAGCAUUGGAUGGUUACCCAAAACUUAUUAAAGAUGUAUGGGGUAUAGAUGGUCCAAUUGACUCUGCUUUCACCCGUGUCAACUGCCAAGGAAAGACCUAUCUUUUUAAGGGUAAACAUUACUGGCGCUUUACUGAUGGAAUUCUGGAUUCUGGUUACCCCCGUGAGAUCUCUAAUGGUUUCCACAAAAUCCCAGAUGAUAUUGAUGCAGCCUUCGCUCUUCCAGCAAAUAAUUACCAGGGCAAAGAAAAAGUUUAUUUCUUCAAGGGUAACAGAUACUGGCAGUAUGAAUUCAAAAACCAGCCCACCUGGGAGGAAUGUCUUGAGACAGAACCAUCAGAGCUGUUUACACACUAUGUAAGGAUACAGGAUAACAGCUUGGAAAACUUAUUUGAACUUCUCUUUGGAAUCUGGAAAAAAAGUAGCACAGAAGGACCACGAUAUAUUAGCCGAGACUGGAAGGGGGUUCCCAGUAAUCUGGAUGCUGUGCUGCCAAGCAGGAUAUAUGUCCCCAGACAAACAAGAUCGUCCUUACGCCGUAGUAAAAGAAGAAAGUCUCGCCGUAGGAACAACAGGAGGAAAAGUAAUAGGAGGACCUUCGAUCAUGAUUUUCUUUACAGCUUGUUUGAUGAUGAUGAUGAUGACGAUGAAUAUUCAGAUCCCGACUGGCUUCCACCUGAAAACAUACCUCGUUGCCAGCCUAUCCAAAGUGUCUACUUCUUCAAGAAAGAUAAAUAUUACCGAGUGAACCUACAAACAAAGCGAGUGGACAAGGUCUCUCCCCGUUACCCGCGGCCAAUUGGAAAGUACUGGUUAGGCUGUGAGGCAGACUGAAGAGAGCAUAUUAUUCAGUAGAGAAUAUUCUAUAUAUCUAUUAAUGUUCUCUCAAACUAGAGCUUCUUGCUUCUGUGUGUAUAUGAAAUAAAAGGUACAAUAAAAAUGCUUGACCAUGUG